CCACACUCCGCCCCCCACAGCCCUGGUCCCCACCCCUAGAAGACAGCGGAACUGAGAAAAGAAGAGGCUUGUGGACAGAAAAGCCAUGUCCGACUCCCUGGUGGUGUGCGAGGUGGACCCCGAGCUAAAGGAAAAGCUGAGGAAAUUCCGCUUCCGGAAAGAGACCGACAAUGCAGCCAUAAUCAUGAAGGUGGACAAGGACCGGCAGAUGGUGGUGCUGGAGGAGGAAUUCCAGAACAUCUCUCCAGAGGAACUAAAAAUGGAGUUGCCGGAAAGACAGCCCAGGUUUGUGGUUUACAGCUACAAGUACGUGCACGAGGACGGCCGCGUGUCCUACCCCUUGUGUUUCAUCUUCUCCAGCCCCGUGGGCUGCAAGCCCGAACAACAGAUGAUGUAUGCAGGGAGUAAAAACAGGCUGGUGCAGACGGCAGAGCUCACAAAGGUGUUUGAAAUCCGCACCACUGAUGACCUCACCGAGGCCUGGCUCCAAGAGAAGCUGUCUUUCUUUCGUUGACCUCUGGGCUAAGGACCUGAAUUCGUGAUGUCUGAGUUGGGAACUCAGACCCCUAGGACCUCAACAUCCCAGACCGUGAAGAAAUUAAAAUGCAAGAACUCAGAGA
Molecule: messenger RNA, 620 nt
Organism: Equus quagga
Lineage: Eukaryota; Metazoa; Chordata; Mammalia; Perissodactyla; Equidae
Gene: GMFG
Product: glia maturation factor gamma
Exons: 7
Coding region: 86-514 (142 amino acids)
Biological process (GO): negative regulation of Arp2/3 complex-mediated actin nucleation; actin filament debranching
Cellular component (GO): actin cortical patch
Molecular function (GO): Arp2/3 complex binding; actin binding
Source: RefSeq, a predicted model, not a curated record